Fusarium sp. VM40 is the source of this 1092-nucleotide messenger RNA. NCBI's taxonomy places the organism in Eukaryota, Fungi, Ascomycota, Sordariomycetes, Hypocreales, Nectriaceae. The record is from the annotation of a GenBank genome assembly.
AUGCAUCUCCAGCUACUUUACCCUGCUCUCCUUGCUACUCACGUAGUAGCAUACGACACCCUACUCGACUUCCAUUCCGCUCCAGAGGUCGAAACGCGAUCUAUAAACGAAAUAUACAAGGCUGCUCUCAAAGAGGGCGGCGUGGUAGCAUCUUGGUUUGGUGGCGACGAAAAGAACCAGCAAGAUGCCGUCAAAAAGGCGUUCGAGGCAGCAUUUCCCGGAAUAACGCUGAACCUCACUGUUGACUUGUCUAAAUAUCAUGAUGGCAAAAUCGAUGAGCAGCUCGCUGGUAACAAUGUUUAUGUCGACACCGUUGCUCUGCAGACGACGCAUGACUUUCCGCGUUGGAAGGAGGAGGGUGCACUGCUUCACUAUGCACCUCUUGGGUUCGAUAAGAUCUAUCCCGAUUUCCGGGAUAUUGAUGCCGCUUUCUAUGGUUUCAUAGGUAUUGCAUGGCAGAUUAUCUGGAAUAAGGACAAGUUGAAAGGCAAAAAGACGCCUACGGAGUUCCCGGAUUUCCUUGCCCCAGAAUACAAGGGCAAGCUUGCCCUGACCUAUCCUAACGACGAUGAUGCAAUCCUCUUUCAGUUUGACCUCAUCCUCAACAAGUACGGCACUGCUUGGUUCAACAAGCUCCUCGAGCAAAAGCCUCGCUGGGUUCGAGGCUCAGCCACAGGCCCAAGUCUUGUCGCCGACCCAAAGUCACCUUAUGUUGCAACCUUCACCUCUGCCCUGGGUCUCACGACUGGUGGUACAGGCCCUCUAAACGCCACGUUUCCAAAGCAGGGCAAAUUCGUCUCAUGGCCGCAGCACACUGCCAUCUUGAAAGAUGCACCGCAUCCUGAAGGCGCCAAGCUGCUGCAGAACUUCUUACUUAGUAAAGACUUCCAGAAGGCAAGUGGUUUUUGGCCGGUGAGGAGUGAUGUUAGUGCCCCUGCAGGAUUUCCUAAGCUCAUCGACCAGCCCAAUACGAACACAAAUGCUUUUGCUAAGUUUAUGGGCGAUCGAGUGAGGGUUGAGAGGCUGAGGUUUUGGUUUGAGAAGAGACUUGGUACCGCUCAGGGUCUUAGCCCUCUGGAUGAUGAUCUCUAA